GGCAGUGGGUUGUGCUUGCCAUAUAAUUGCUUAAUUGGCUAAUCCGCAUUUAAAUGUUGUCACGUUUGUUCGUGAGGAGAUCCUCUGUCAAGUCAGCAACAGUGAAAUAGACUUUCACCAGCCAGAAAUGAAGGCAAAGUCAGUCAUUUCUGCCCUGCACCUGAAGUUUGCACAGAGGACUUGGAAUGACACUUUUCAGCUUGUCCGAAGAUGCAUGGAGAAAUCCAGAGAUGAGUCCAAACCCUGUGAGCUGCUGGUUAGAUCCCUGGAAAGGCUCCAGGAAGAGUUUGAUGCGUCCUCAAUGAAUACCAUGAGAUCUCGUCUUGAAAUGAUAGCCAGACAACAAGGGAUGGGCUUUCACAUUACUGAGGCCACGUGCUACCUCACCGCUGACUUAUUCUACCUGGAGGUGGUAUUGGUGCCGCGUGGCGGGGUGGAGGAGGUAAAGGUGGCCCCGCACGGAGGACCCCCCGUUCCCAGCGAGUCCCUUCUGCAGCUGCUGAGGUUGAAGAAUUUUGCCGACUUCUCCGUGAAAUUGGCAGGCCUCUUCACCCAGUACAACGUCCCUGGAGACAAUGAUAUCAAAUUAAAACUGUUUAAAUCUCUGCAACACCUCGGGAAAGACUUGCAGCAAAUAUCGCAUUUGCCAAGGGCACCAAAGGACUGUGACCCCCAAAUGGACAUGAUUAACAAUGGCAGGAUUGGGUGUUUAAUAGCCGGAAAAGAAGAUUGCCCCCUUACUAUCCAGUUCUAUAUCAACCCGACUGAUGUCAAGAAAACAGAUGCCGAACAAAUGCAGACUUCGCUAGGUGAAAUAACAGAUAUGAAGGCAGUUGUCCAGGCAGCCCAGGUGACCGUCGGUGUCAGCGACGUAACCCACCAGCUGCAGAUGGCAUCUGUGAUUCCGCAGCCUCCACAGCUGGAUCCCCAGGGUUAUCCCGUGUUCCUGCCGUUGAACGAGGUGCCAAAUGAGACGCUGCCGGCCUGCUUUGUCCUCAAACUGCAGCCAGCCAUACCCAUGACGAUGUCCUUCGUAAACAAGCUGAGCCAAAUUACACAUGUGACCAUACCAGAUGUUGACCUGCAGUGGGCACCCUUACCUAAGCUUCUGGUUAGAGGUUCACCGAGUCCAAACAGCCACGGGGAGACAUUAGAUGAGCAGGAUAUUAUUUUUACAGCGUUUCUUCCUGGUGGCGCGAUGCACAGUUACAUUCUGCCUGGAGCUGCAUGGGAGGCGCCCGCACAGAGAGGAGCCGUGAGGGACAGUAUUCCCUUCACCCACCCUGCCCACGUCCCGCCUGUGCUGGAGCUGCUGCGUCAUCAGUGUCUUAUUAACACCCUGCUGAGAAGCUGUAUCACUUCUCAGCAUGCCACUCCAGGUUCAGUUUGUGACCUGCACUUCGAAGUCCUUCCAGAGUCUGACACCAGCUUUUCUGUGACUUUCCACCCACCCGCCGCUGACUCCCUCGCUGUUUUGCUGGUGAACACAUCAGAUUCUCGUCAGAUUACCUGCAGCCUGUUUGGAGCAGGAACGUGCGACCCGUCCUUGGAUCAGUACAUCUCCACUGUUAUGAAGAGGUGCAUGUCCAUUCCUGUGACCCUGAGGACAUUAUACAGUAAGCUCGAGGGAAUCGCCUCCGCCCCACAUUCUCCCGGCCGCCCGGCCUCCACAGAGGCCGAAGGUGACCACUCGGCUCCCCCGGGUACCGCUGCGACAGACACCGACAGCGCCCCGACCAAGUUGUCCCCGAGUGCAGCUGUGCCAGAGGACAGCGUCAGCGUUUCCGGCUCAGCCUGCUAUGCCAUGUCUGUCGCCGAUUCUGAGCUUCCUCCUGAAAUAAAUACGAGUCCUGCCGCCGACCUUUACCCAUUCACUCCUGUGGGUGUGUGUUCACAUUGGAUGGGCAACAAUGGUCAGCUGUCAGAGCUAACCUAAACUGGUUUGCGAUGUCCUAAAGUGUUUUAAAAUGUGUGGGUUUUUAAAAAUAUAUAUAUAUUUUUGAAGAAUUUAAUAAAUAUUUAGGUAAAGCAGCUGUUUUCCUCACUCAUCAAAUUAGUAUAACUUGCAUUGUUUUGGUCUUUUUUUUAUUUUUAUUUUUAUUUUUUGGUCUGAAGAUGCUGCCAAACUGCAGCAGUUUGAAUUCGUUAGCGUAUGAUCUCCUGCAGGAGGCUGAAGCGUUUCUUUGCUAUGCAUUCCAGUGUGGCAGAGAUUACUGGCUGUAAAGGUUUGAGGUUUGGCAUUUGACCUCUCUCUCUCACACAGCCAAGGGUCCAGUCGAUCGGUACCAUGUGAGCCAAUCAGACACUGUUAGGGUACAUAAUGCAUUCUUGACGGUUCGUAAUAAUAAAGUAGAGCUCGACACACACGUUAAAAUAAGCAAGUAGCUCUCUUGGAUGCAUAAAUAACAUCAAGGAUACGGCUUCAGCGCGUCUUUCGUGCGUCUGAUCGACAUAAAAAGUGAAGAAAUGUUUUUUAGCUCUUGAGCACUUUCAGUCACUAAGUCAUUUUUUCCCUUUUGAGAAAAUAAAGUUUUUUUUGCACAAUGAAGAAACGACAUUUGGUGUGAAAAUGUGGGAGUCGAGUACCUCGGUGGAAUGGAAACUCCACGGUAACAAAUCUCCUGAUUACCGCAAAGCACCCUGCGCCCAAUUCUGCUUUUCCUGGGUGCCUGCCAAGAUGGCUACCAAUAUAGCCAAAAUAUAACUAGUCUGUGUACUAUCAAUUAUUCUGCCGACUGAUGCAGAGAAGCAAAUAUGUGGCCCCAUAAAACCCCGUGUAGAUGACUCCAGACUUUUGAUCCGUUGGCUGUGUGCAAUUAGAAAGGAAUUUAACAUGUACUUAGAAUAUUAAGUGAACUGUCAGCACCCGACAACUGGUCUUGUCCAGUGUUUACUUCUGGGUAUCCAAUGAGCUGUAUGGCUGCUAAUUAUAGAAUCUUUCCAACACGGGUGGUUAAAGUAUUCUCUUCUGUCAGUAGGCCUCCAUCCUUUAGAACACAUGAGAGCUCGUGUGCCCUCGGUUCUGAUGGGGGGGGGGGGAUACAUCUGGUAAAAGAUACCUGUUACGACUUAACAUAUAAAUAUAAAUGAAAUGUGUA
This is a messenger RNA of Xiphias gladius (swordfish), 3098 nucleotides long. RefSeq lists its product as uncharacterized. The coding region runs from base 128 to 1936 and encodes 602 amino acids. The transcript is spliced from 17 exons. Gene Ontology annotation, biological process: cellular response to thyroid hormone stimulus; regulation of transcription by RNA polymerase II. Gene Ontology annotation, cellular component: mediator complex. NCBI's taxonomy places the organism in Eukaryota, Metazoa, Chordata, Actinopteri, Istiophoriformes, Xiphiidae. The record is from RefSeq and is a predicted model, not a curated record. Gene Ontology annotation, molecular function: nuclear thyroid hormone receptor binding; nuclear retinoic acid receptor binding; transcription coregulator activity.